Notechis scutatus (mainland tiger snake) is the source of this 6937-nucleotide messenger RNA. RefSeq names its product SCY1 like pseudokinase 2 (gene SCYL2). The record is from RefSeq and is a predicted model, not a curated record. Gene Ontology annotation, molecular function: ATP binding; protein kinase activity. Lineage: Eukaryota; Metazoa; Chordata; Lepidosauria; Squamata; Elapidae. Gene Ontology annotation, biological process: protein phosphorylation.
UGAGCCCAUCUCCUGUUUCUCUCGCAGUGACAACAAGAGAGGCAGGCGGCGGCGGAAGCCGAGGGGAAGGAGUAUCCCGGUCAGGUUUGGGCGGCUCAGGUGGUCGCCAUGGCGUAGCCGAGCCUGGUCUGCACUUGGUCAACCACGCCCCACAGUGGGGCGGGAUCGUUUCUUCAGAGAGAGGCAAACGUACUGCAGAAUUGUCAUAACAAUGGAGUUGAUGUUAAAUAAAUUGAAGAGCACUGUUACAAAAGUGACUGCAGAUGUCACAAGUGCGGUUAUGGGAAAUCCUGUAACCAGGGAAUUUGAUGUUGGUCGGCACAUUGCUAGUGGUGGCAACAAACUUGCUUGGAAAAUUUUUAAUGGCUUUAAAAAGUCAACAAAACAGGAAGUGGCAGUCUUUGUAUUUGAUAAAAAAAUUAUGGAUAAAUAUCAGAAAUUUGAGAAGGAUCAAAUUAUUGAUUGCUUAAAACGUGGAGUUCAGCAGUUGACAAGACUUCGACAUCCUCGGCUGCUAACUGUGCAGCAUCCACUAGAAGAAUCCCGAGAUUGUCUAGCAUUUUGUACAGAACCAGUUAGUGCAAGUUUGGCUAAUAUACUGGGUAACUGGGAGAAUCUUCCUUCACCCUUACCAUCUGACAUCAAAGAUUAUAACUUGUAUGAUGUGGAAACAAAAUAUGGCUUACUUCAGGUUUCAGAAGGCUUGUCAUUUCUACACAGCAGCGUGAAAAUGGUCCAUGGCAACCUUACUCCUGAAAACAUAAUUUUAAAUAAAAGUGGUGCGUGGAAAAUUAUGGGAUUUGACUUCUGCAUUCAAUCAAUAAAUCCAUCUGAACAAGAGCCCAAAUUCUCUUCUAAAGAAUGGGAUCCAAAUUUACCAUCUUUGUGUCUUCCAAAUCCUCAAUAUUUGGCACCAGAAUACAUCCUUUCAGUAAGCUGCGAAACAGCUAGUGACAUGUAUUCUCUAGGGGCAAUUAUAUAUGCUAUAUUUAAUAAUGGGAAGUCAAUUUUUGAGAUCAACAAACAAGAUAUAUAUAAAAGCUUCAGCAGACAGCUGGAUCAGCUUAGUCGGUUGAAUUCCAGUAAUCUUCAGAACAUCCCAGAUGAUGUCCGUGAACAUGUGAAACUGUUGUUAAAUGUCACUCCUGCAGUCAGACCAGAUGCAGACCAAAUGACUAAAAUACCAUUCUUUGAUAAUGUUGGGGCUAUGACAUUACAGUACUUUGAUUCUUUAUUUCAAAGGGAUAAUCUUCAAAAAUCACAGUUUUUCAAAGGGCUGCCAAAGGUUUUACCAAAACUACCUAAGCGUGUUAUAGUGCAAAGAAUUUUGCCUUGCUUAACAUCUGAAUUUGUAAAUCCAGACAUGGUACCUUUUGUUCUGCCUAAUGUUCUGCUCAUUGCGGAGGAAUGUACCAAAGAAGAAUACAUUAAACUAAUUCUACCUGACCUCAGCCCUGUCUUUAGACAACAGGAACCAAUCCAGAUUCUCUUGAUAUUUCUUCAAAAAAUGGAUCUACUGCUAACCAAAACACCUCCAGAUGAAAUAAAGAACAGUGUUCUGCCAAUGGUUUAUAGAGCCUUAGAAGCACCAUCAAUUCAAAUACAGGAACUCUGUUUAAAUAUAAUUCCCACAUUUGCCAACCUUAUAGACUAUCCAUCAAUGAAAAAUUCAUUGAUACCAAGAAUUAAAAAUGCAUGUUUACAAACUUCAUCUCUUGCUGUGCGUGUAAAUUCUUUAGUCUGCUUGGGAAAAAUUUUGGAAUACCUGGAUAAAUGGUUUGUUCUUGAUGAUAUUCUGCCUUUUUUGCAACAAAUUCCUUCCAAAGAACCUGCAGUCCUUAUGGGAAUCUUAGGCAUUUACAAAUGUACAUUUAGUCACAAAAAGCUGGGAAUUACAAAAGAACAACUUGCAGGAAAGGUGCUCCCACAUCUGAUUCCUCUUAGCAUUGAGAACAAUCUUAAUCUAAAUCAGUUUAAUUCCUUUAUUUCAGUCAUAAAAGAGAUGUUAAAUAAAUUGGAAUCUGAACACAAGACCAAACUUGAACAAAUCCAUGUUAUGCAGGAACAACAAAAAUCUUUGGAUAUAACUAAUCAAAUGAAACCACUUGAAGAAACAAAAAUCAGCAACAUAGGCAAUCAAGUGGACAAAACGUUUAGCAAUCUAGGAAUGUUAACUAGCGGACCUGAUUGUAAAGAGAAUGGAAUGAUGACAAAUCAAAGAAAGGGGUCACUUACACUUGAAGAAAAGCAGAAGUUAGCAAAGGAACAGGAACAAGCACAAAAACUGAAAAACCAACAGCCACUUAAACCCCAGCCUCAUGCAAUUAUUGCACCAGUGAAACAGACGAAGGACUUGACUGAUACUCUGAGAGAUAACAUAGCUUCAUUGACCACUCAACCCAUCAACAAACCUAAAGUUCCUUCUUCAACUAGCUUUUCUUCAGUUGGUAUUGGAAUGGGAUUUUCAUCAUCUGUUGAAAACACGAAGAGAAAUGGACUAAAUGCUAAUAUGGGGUUUCAGCCCUCUGGAUUUGGCAUGGGGAUUGGUACCACAAGCCAGAAUUUCUUUGGUAAUACUGGGGUCACUGGAAUGGCUAACAUGAAUAUGUUGCCAACAGCAAACAUGCCAUCUUAUAGCUCUUUGAACACUACUUCGCCAGCUGUGCAGCAAAGCAGACCACCUGAUAUGUCUUCUUUAGAUAGCCUAUUUGGGUCUCAAAAACCCAAAGUUAGUAUGAAUCAGUUGUCACAACAGAAAACAAACCAAUGGCUUAAUCAAUUUACACCUCCUCAGGGUACCAACAGUUGUCCUUUGGGAACACAGAUGAAUGUAAUGGGACAAACUGGCUUUGGCUUACAGGGAAAUCCUUUCUUUAAUCCUCAGAACUUUACACAACCAACAAACAGCAUAGUAAACAGCAGCUCAGCUAGCAAGGACUUAAAUGACCUCUUUGGAUAAUAGUUGUAAUUGUGAGCAUUUUAUGCCUGUUAAAAAGCUGAUUUGGGUAAAUUUGAUAUAAUGAAAUGAACAUGAAUAUAUUUCCACAUUAAUAUAUUUCAUUUGUCUAUCUGUUUUACUUUUCUUAAGUAAUUACAAGCCUCUGUCCCUAAUUUCAUUGUUUUUAAAUCAGGUUGUAUCAAUCUGAGCACCCAGAGUUAUGAUUAAUAAAUAAAGACUGCAUGCCUACCAGUUUUAGGCAUUUAUAUGCUGGUUGUUCUUGCUAUCUUCUACUGGUAAAUAUGGUCAGAUAAUUUACUCCCAGUUGCAAAUGCACAAGACCUGAAAAUGUGUGGACUAAGUGAGAUGGACUAGGUAGUAAUGUAGGAUUUCAGCCUUCUGGAGUUGGCAUGGAAAUUGUUACAUAAGCCAGGAUUUCUUUAGUAUUGUUAGUUUCAUACUAUAUCACCUGUUAUACAGCAGACCAAUUGUUACAUUUCCUUUCGAUAUCCUAAUUACUGUAUAUUUGUACAAAUACAAGCAAAUGAUUUAUCACCAAUCCAGGAUCCAGCAUAUGCAUCUGAAGUAUGUGCUACACCUAGGCUUUUGAAUUUUGCUCUGUCUGAAUUUGAUAUGACAUCUAGUUAGAAAUAAAAAUGACUUGUGGUUGAACGUAUUAAUAUUGUAUUUCUGGGAAAAUAUGAGAGCUCUGAUAGGUGUACAAAAUCACAAUUAUUUACCCUACAGCAUUCUUCCCCAAUAGAGAGUGUUUUGAAAAUAUUUGUAGAAUAGCAGUCUUCUACAUUGAAAAAUAUUGCAAACUAUGAAUGCUCUGAUUUACCUCUUAAUACCUAAUGUCUGCCCAACCAAAGCAUUUACAUUUUUGGCAUAAAUUUUAAAAAUGUUAUAUAAAAAACUUAAUUUUAUCACUUGUUAUAUUUAACAUCCAAACAUUAAAAUAAUUAGUUGCAUAUUGAUGAACAGAAGUCAAUUGAGCAGCAAAGCUGGUAAUUUUUCUGGAUACUUAAAAUGCAAGCAGUACGUCUUCAGAUAAAUAUUUGUUAAGGAAUCAGAUUUGAUUGCCAUUGGCCUUGAUGUUUCUUCAGGUUUAAGUAGCAGAGCUUUAAAUAAGACAAUGUUAUUUAUUGAAAUGUAUUUUUUCCUCAUUGAGGCCCUGUCAGAAUAUAUAAGAAGAAUAAACUUUUACCCUCAACUUGGAGAAAACAAUCAGCUUUCAUCUGAAUACAGUUCUCAGUGUAAAAGCUUUAUUUCAGUAAAAACCAAUAGUAAAUUCUGCUUUAUAGCGGGAAAGGGAAGUCCCCCCCCCCCCCCCCCCCAUUAUUUCUUUCCCAGAACGUUGGUGAGUUUCAUACACAAUUCUUUGGAAUGUAGCAAAUUAUAUUGAGAAGAUGUGUAACCUUUUUGUUGGAAAGAAAGCUAACACUUUAUUUUCAGUACCUUUCAUUGAUGAAACUUUCCAUUUGCUGCUUAAGAAACCAAAGGUGCUUAUGCUGUGAAUGUGAACUGAAUUUUCUUAAAUUAUAUUUUCAUUAUAAACAGUAAUGGUGUUAAAUAUAUCUUAAGGACUUGCUUUAUUUUUCUGUCUUAGUACUUUUAUUUUGUAUCUUUGGACCAGUGAUAAUAUUAUUUAUCACAAAAAAAACCACCUGUGCUAUUUAUAUACAGUCAAUAUUUUGUUGAGGUAUGUUUAAUUCGCCACAUGUGUAAAAUUAUGAAUGCUAAAUCUACAGUUCUUUGUAUAGUUCCAGGUUUCUUUAAAUUUCUUAUUUAUGGCCUAGAAGGAUUUCCCAAAUGUUAAAAGAAUUUUUUAAAAAGAUAAAUAUAUUGAAGAUACAAGUUUCCUAUAAUAUAUGAAAACAAACUUUUACAAAAAAAAUAUAAAAUACCAGUAUAUCUUUACAAUGCUGUUGUCUGUUAAAAAUAUAGCUUUUAUAAUGUAAUCUGAAUUUCUUAAAAUAGCUAUAGAAAAUGUUUGUUUUGGCUUCACCCCACUAAUAAAAACUUGCAUUCCACUGGAACUUGUAGAGCUUUGAUAGUAACUAAUGAUAAGAAUUUUUACUGUUCUUUUGUACAGUGGAAAUUUCAUUUAAUGUAAGACUAUACAUGGAAGAGGGAGCCUUCAGGCCUCAGUGGUAUAAAAGUUCUUGAAGCAUUUUUAUACAUGGCCAAUAUCAUAGUAACUUUAUAACCAAAUAUUAUACCUAGCUUUCAUAAGACACACACAUACAAAAAGAAAUAUGACAUAUGAAUAGUUUGCUAUCUACCGUACUAUAACUGUUUAAUAAAGGUUACUUGUUUUCAAAAUAGUAAACAACCUUAAUUUCAAAGAAAACACUUCACUGAUUUACUGAAAAAAGAAUAUUUGUUCAGUCUUUUCUAUGAGUGUACAUUUAAAACUAAUUUAGAUACAAUGACCCUUGAUUUAUUAUUGGGCUUUUUAAAACAUAUUUUGGCCUGUGAAUAGAUACAACUGCCCUUAUAGCAGAUUACUUUUUUCUUUUACAGUGAAUCAAACAAAUGAAUUGCUACCAUCUUAAGAAGAUGCUUGGAUUAUAUCAGAGAUAUUAUGUUGUCAACCUUUAAUGAAUAUUAACACAAGCAUGGAAUUUAAAAAGACAUUUAAAGUUGAGAAGCAUUUUUUUUCCUUCAGGAAAUACUUCAUCAAUUCUUUUUAAAAAAUGAUUUCAUUAAUCAGAAUAAAAUCAAGUUUUGUUUUUAAAAAUGGUUUCAGAAGUUCAGAAGGCAAAUAUUUUUAGAUAACACCAAUUUUGAUCUCAUUAAGUAGGAUCAAGUUCUAUCUACUAAGCUAAAUAAAACAGGCCACUGAGCCGCAGCCAUAAGAAAUUAUCUUUGCAAAAGAAGAGAACUAGUCUAAUGGAUGCUGAUCUCUCUCAGAAAAGUUAGAGUAGUAAAAUUAAAGUAACAUAAAAUAUUUAAGUAAACAUUUCAAUUCUCAUGUUUUUACUGAACUUAAAAUUAUAAAAUUCAUUUUUUUCCUUCUGUAGCAAUUCUGUGUUUUAUGUUUAAAGCAGAAGGUAUAUCGAUGGAUUUGCUGAAUCGGAUAAACAAGUUUCUUUUAAAGUACAUCCAAUAUUUUGGUCUUAUUAUAGUGAAAUAAAUCUACUAAACAUAUAUACUAUAAUGAAGGCUUCUGAUAUUUGAUUUCUGUACAGUGAUGUGUGACACACUUAUAGUUUUCCAUAGGGGUGAUCCAUAUAAAAAAUAUUGCUUAUACCUGUUAAUGUUAUGGCUACAUCAGUCUAAUGUAACCAACAAAAGGCCAAUACAAUAUUUAAAAUAAAAUAAUACUCUAAUGGCAUACUUCCAAUUCGACUUUGUGGAUAUUUUCUAAAUAUUGAUCUGCUUGUGUAGCACAAGAUUUUAAAAAAUAAUUUUCAAAACAUAUUUCGCAAUCCUACAAAUAUUAAGCUUUUGUUUGUGUAAUAUAUAAUGAUUCAUUGUGUGAUUCAUUAUCCUGAACUCAAAACCAUUGUAUAUAAUAAAUAAGAAUUAUUAGUCUAGGAUUGCUCCUAAACUUUCUUGGAUUUCAAUCAACUUCUUAAAAAUAUACAAGUUCCUUAUAUGUGUUUUUAUAGAGAGAGAGAAAGAGAGAGGACUCAGGCCUGAUUGAAAUUAUUUGAUAGUUAAUUGUUCAGUCUUUAUUUAAGCAUUAAUUUCUAUGUUUAAAAUGAUAUAGCACUCAAAUUCUUAUGUGUAAAAUGAUAUUACUCUAGUUCAUUGUGGUUUGUAUGAGAUAAAUAUUUGGAACAUGAAAUUCUAUUUUGAUUUAUUGAACCUUUGCUGUUCUUGGAAACAAAUCUAUUGAUAUCAAAUUUUAAAACUGUUAACUCUUAAAUAUGUAAAAUGUACAGUGAUAUAAGAAAUUCCUACCAUUUUGUACUGUGAAUGAAUAACUGUAGUUUUCAAAUAGUCAAUGAUACUGCUUUAUUGGAAUAAAGGUUUUGUGUUUUUUCCAUA